Messenger RNA from Scomber japonicus (chub mackerel), 1409 nucleotides. RefSeq names its product death associated protein 3 (gene dap3). Lineage: Eukaryota; Metazoa; Chordata; Actinopteri; Scombriformes; Scombridae. Gene Ontology annotation, molecular function: structural constituent of ribosome. Bases 151 to 1338 code for a protein of 395 amino acids. Gene Ontology annotation, biological process: apoptotic process. The transcript is spliced from 13 exons. The record is from RefSeq and is a predicted model, not a curated record. Gene Ontology annotation, cellular component: mitochondrial ribosome; mitochondrial small ribosomal subunit.
AUGGCGGUGUCCAUGGCAGGUCUGGCACAUUGACUUGGAGUGGAGGUGCACAGCUUACGCUCUGCUCAACCUGUUCUUGGGACGUAUGUCAAUAGGAGAUAUUAACAUAAAUCGUCACCACUUAAUCUUUAAUGCACUGACUCGCAGAUCAUGGCCCUUCACAGACUGUCCUUCAGACUACGGCAGACGGUAACACAUGUGCGAUCCCUUCACACCAGCACGUGUGGCCAACAGCAUGAGGCUGUGGCUGAAGUGUCAGAACCUGAGCCCUUCUCGGUCUUCAGAACACAUGAGAAUGAUCCAGCAUGUCAGUCACAGAAACAUAUUGGACAAUAUUACACUGUACCCCAAGCACACAUCCGUACCCUCUUCCCUCAAGGCCUCCCCUGGCGCUAUGAACAGCAGGUGAAGACGUUCAAUGAAGCCUGUAUGAUGGUGAGGCAGCCUGCGCUGGAGGUCAUGUCUUACCUGAAGAAAACAGACAGCAGCAAACCUUCUCUUCGAUAUGUAUUCUAUGGAUUAAAAGGAAGUGGAAAGACGAUUUCUCUCUGCCACACAGUCCACUAUUGCUACACACAAGGAUGGUUGGUGCUGCAUAUACCUGAUGCCCACCGCUGGGUGAAGAACUGUAAGGAGCUGCUGCCUUCAUCCUAUAACACCUCUCGUUUUGACCAACCGUUACAAGCCACAGAAUGGCUGCGGAACUUCAGAACCACCAACCAGCAUUUCCUUUCAAAGAUAAAGACAACGAAACGCUACGUGUGGACAAAGAGGGAGUUCACAGAGGAAGGAAGUCUGCUCGGAGAGCUGGUGGAUCAGGGUAUAAAUCGUGCGAAGAGUGGCAGUGAUGUGGUGGGGGCGGUGAUGAAGGAGCUGAGGCAGCAAAGUGGGCAGCCAGGGUCAGACUUUCGCCUGGCCGUGGCUGUGGAUGGUGUCAACGCCCUGUGGGGAAGAUCCACGAUCAUGAAAGAGGAUAAGAGCGCUGCGGAUCCAGAGGAGCUCACUUUGGUUUAUAACCUGAGGAAGCUGAUGAAAAGCGACUUGGUUGGAGGUGCCAUCAUCACGGCUUUGUCUCAGACUGGCGCUCUCUACAAAUCGAAAUCUGACUACUUGCCUCAAGAGCUGCUGGGAGAGAAAGGGUUUGACAGCAUGGACCCAUUCAUCCCGGUGUCAGUGCCCGUCUACAGCGAGAAGGAGUUUGAGAGUUGUUACCUCUACUAUAUGGACCGCCAGUGGCUACAGCAUCCACAGAGCAGAACAGAGGAAGGGAAGAAAGAACUCAUCUUCUUGAGCAACAGAAAUCCGUGGAUGUUUGAAAAAAUUUGUGGCCACUUAUGAAGUCACAGAAAGACUUAAAUCACACACACACACACACACACACACACACACACACACACACACACACACAC